GGCCAGUGGACAGACUUGAGGGAAAUCUCUUUUGCUUUGUGUGUGAACUAGAGGAGAAUGGCAUUCGGGUUAGAUUUUACUGGCGGCAAUGCUUCUGAGAUGAACACGUUUUACUCGGGACAUUACUGGUCCUCUACGUGCCUGGAUAUGAACAACAACGACGAUUACGCACGGGACUCCAGCAGAGUGCAUCAUGAUGCGCCCCGCAGGACGCGCUCGGACACCCAGCGCCGCCGGAAGCGCACGACUUUCAGCAAGGCGCAGCUAAGCGAGCUGGAGAGGGCCUUCUCUGUCACACAGUACCCGGACAUUAAAAUGAAGGAGUCUCUUGCCUCCAUAACUGGGCUACCGGAGUCUAAAAUUCAGGUCUGGUUUCAAAAUCGACGAGCACGCUUUUUCAAGAGCAAGAAGCCAACCAGAAAGGCCCCCAAACCCUCCACAGACUACCUUCAUCCGCAGUUCUCCUACACUCCGACUCCCAGUCCCCCGUUCCCCGAGUUGGCUCCUUUCUUCCCUCCUCCCAGCCUGCCGUCCCCACCAGGCUACCCUGCUCCAAGUUUACCUCAGUCCACCAGGCUCUCAUCCAUCCUGGAGAGUCAGGCCAUGUCCUUGUCCGCGCCUACAUCCCCUGUCGCCGCAGACCAAGCUACAUCCUGCACCGCGCACGGACCGGGUCUCCCAGGAGUUCCCCAAGACCAUUACUACCAAACCCCAGACUUCACUGAUUACUGCCAUGAUGUGUUUCCGCACAGCGGGCUCAGUGAAUGGGAUUUGACAGAGGACUUUGAGGCUUUCCUCGGAGAUGCACAGGGAUCCCAGCCUGUGGGUAGCCGCUGCGCUGCAGUCGGACAUCCUGGACUCAAGGAGAGUAACCAGAGUCAGCUGGACCACCAAGACUUCUCCAGCACUGACGAGCCCAUGGGCGACCUGUCCGAUCUGUGCCUUCAGGACCUGGGCGACUUCAACCUGUCGGAGUUGGACAUUUCUGCGGCAAUGAUUGAUUAUCUUUUGGGGUGACUGGUAAAAGAAGAUCCUAUGUUUUUCGAAGACAGAUACAUAUUUAAGACCACAUUGUACAUAGGCUUAGUAGCCUAGCCUAUAGAGUAUUUAUGGUGAGAUUGUCCUGAAGAAGGACUUUCUCAUGUGAAUUAAAUGUAUAGAACUAUUCAGAUACAUAUUGUAGAGUUUUACAUGAGCAGUACAAAUAAAACAAAA
Siniperca chuatsi (mandarin fish) is the source of this 1215-nucleotide messenger RNA. Its product is annotated as cone-rod homeobox protein-like. Gene Ontology annotation, molecular function: DNA-binding transcription factor activity, RNA polymerase II-specific; RNA polymerase II transcription regulatory region sequence-specific DNA binding. The record is from RefSeq and is a predicted model, not a curated record. The transcript has 3 exons. Lineage: Eukaryota; Metazoa; Chordata; Actinopteri; Centrarchiformes; Sinipercidae. Bases 58 to 1017 code for a protein of 319 amino acids. Gene Ontology annotation, biological process: regulation of transcription by RNA polymerase II.